AUGCGUCUUCAUUCGUUGAGAGAGCUCGAUGACUCGGAGGGGAAUGUCCGUUUGCACAACGAUAAAGAUACGGCUGUUAUUCUAUACCCUGCCCCUUCGCCGACCGAUCCCAAUGAUCCUCUGCGAUGGCCACUGUGGCGGAAACAUGUCGCUUUCGGCAGCGUAUGCGCUUUCGCAUUCCUGUCCAACUAUGCCAUCGGCGGUCUGGCUCCAGCUUUCUACAUCUUGAGUCUAGAGUUUGGAAAGUCACAACAUCAGACUAGCGAGCUGCUUCUCUGGCCUGUUCUUGUAUUUGGUGUCUUUAACUUCCUCUGGGUCCCUCUUGCAAAUUACUACGGCAAGCGUCCUAUCUUCGUCUUCACUACCCUUUUGCUCUGUGUUUGCUAUAUCUGGGGCGCCACUGCACAAAAGUUCGAGAGUCUGCUCUGGUCAAACAUCGUUGGCGCCUUUGGAGGCAGUGCAUCUGAAGCUGUGGCUGCAUCGAUGGUGAAUGAUCUGUACUUUUUGCAUGAGCGUGCUGGGAAGAUGAGCUGGUAUGUCAACUCUAUCUCAGCUGGCAACACUCUGGGUCCUUUGAUCUGUGGCUUUGUUGUUCAAGGCCUCAGCUGGCGUUGGCACAAGAUUAUCGCAGCUAUUCUCGUCGGAAUUAACUUCCUGGUCGUUGUCUUCCUAUGUCCUGAAACCCGAUACGACCGUGCAGGUCACGGGCUGGCUGAACCACUUACACCUUCGAGAACGGCCAGUGACGCAAACACACUUGAGAAGACGAUUUCGAAUCCAGACCAGCAGCCCGUACAUCGUUCGUCUGACACCUCAGACACGACACCCAUGGACACCGUUCCCAGGAAGCCAUGGGCUCAGCAACUGAAGUUGUGGUCGCCGUUGCCGAAGGACCUCUCUCUGUUUGAACUUUUCCUACGUCCAUGGCCACUAAUUGUAUACCCCGAGGUCAUCUUCUCCACUCUAGCAACAGCUUUCGCACUCGCAUGGGUAGUCGGUAUCAACAUCCUCAACUCCUUUGUCCUCCAAGCACCGCCCUACUCUUGGUCUCCUGCCGUCAAUGGUCUCAUCAACAUCCCUGGUUUUCUAGGAAACAUCUGUGGUGCACUCGUUGGAGGGCCGCUGGUGGACUGGUACUCUGACUGGCACGCAAGAAAGAAUGGAGGCGUUUUCCACCCAGAAUCGAGACUAACGUUGCUUGUCUUUCCGGCUGUGAUGGUACCGGCUGGGUGCUUGGCGUUUGGUUAUGGUGUGCAGGAUACAUUGCAUUGGGCUAGUCUGUUCUUUGGGUAUGGGAUGGUUGCGACGGGACUGACGACCAUUCCUUGCAUUACGAUGACUUAUAUAUCGGAUUGUUAUCUUCCUAUCGCUCCUGAUGCGCUGUUGUUGAUCAACGGAUUGAAGAAUGUUGCGGCGUUUGGUUUCUUGUAUGCCAUCACGCCUUGGGUAUACAAGGUCGGAUAUGCAGAGUGCUUUGGCGAGCAAGCGGCCAUUGCCGUUGGAAUACUGCUUUUUGCUAUCCCUCUCAGCCUGUUUGGUGCUAAGAUGCGCCAUCGCACUGCACAGUGGCGUAUUAUUCUUUAA
This is a messenger RNA of Aureobasidium namibiae CBS 147.97, 1584 nucleotides long. RefSeq names its product MFS general substrate transporter. Gene Ontology annotation, molecular function: transmembrane transporter activity. Bases 1 to 1584 code for a protein of 527 amino acids. Lineage: Eukaryota; Fungi; Ascomycota; Dothideomycetes; Dothideales; Saccotheciaceae. Gene Ontology annotation, biological process: transmembrane transport. The transcript is spliced from 5 exons. The record is from RefSeq and is a predicted model, not a curated record.